AUGUUGGUGUUGCAAGAUAUUAGUUGCAAACUGGAAGAAUAUAAGGCGAGUGUAACUGAAGCAUUGGUAGAAGUUGACGAUACAGAUGCGGCCUCGAAAGCACUACUGUUAAGGUAUAUAAACAGUACAGAGUCCACGGAUCGUUCUUCUACAAUGAGAAUUCAAGCAAUCAUUGAUUAUAUGUAUGAAAAAAUCAAUAUUGGUAACUGGAAAGAAGUUAAACCGUAUGUAAGAAAAACAAUAACAAUUGCCUCUUACUUGAAGUUAUUAGCUCAUGUAAAAUAUGCCGACGAUGAUAAAGAAACGGUGAUAAAGCAAGCGUUUAAGAUAAUAGACUUCGGAAUAUUAUUUGGCUGCCCUUUAGACAAAGAGCCUAAACUGCUUCAAAACUGUGCUACAAUACUGAAUUCUGUAAACAUUAGAAGACAUAGUGAGAAAUCAAAUAGACUAUCAUAUUUUGCUAAUGAAGAGGACAGUAAAAAUCAAUUACAGUCCAGCGUAAUAAAUGGUAUUCCAAUAGAAAUAAUUAACUGUCCUAGUAUGGAAAAUUUCUACAAGAAUUAUAUUCUUGCAGAAAAGCCUGUUAUUCUAGAUAAAUGUAUAAAUCAUUGGCCAGCACUACAAAAGUGGGCAGAUCAAAAUUAUUUCAUAAAACUUGCUGGACCUCGAACAGUAUCAAUUGAAAUAGGAAGUAAAUACACAGAUUCGGAUUGGACACAGAAACUUAUAACUGUAGAAGAAUUCAUUGACCAAUAUGUUUACCAAAAUCAUGGGCGGACUGGUUAUCUUGCUCAGUACCAGUUGUUUGACCAAAUACCUGAACUAAAAAAUGAUAUCACAGAACCAGAAUAUUGCUCUUUUACUGACAGUAAUGAGCCUGUUGAUAUUAUGGCUUGGUAUGGUCCUAAAGGUACCGUCUCACCAUUACACCAUGAUCCUAAACGUAACUUGUUAACGCAAGUUGUAGGGGAGAAAAAAAUAUUUCUAUUAUCUCCUAAAGAUUCGGAGAAUGUAUAUCCUCAUGAACAUGAACUAUUAAAUAAUACAGCACAGGUCGAUCCUCGGCAGCCAGAUUUAGAGAAAUAUCCAAUGUAUAAGAAUGCAACACCAUAUUAUUGCAUAUUAAAACCUGGACAAAUGUUGUAUAUACCCCCGAAGUGGUGGCAUUUUGUUGAGUCCAUGUCUAUUAGUUUCUCAGUGAGUUUUUGGUGGGAGUAA
Messenger RNA from Arctia plantaginis, 1218 nucleotides. The record is from the annotation of a GenBank genome assembly. Lineage: Eukaryota; Metazoa; Arthropoda; Insecta; Lepidoptera; Erebidae.